AUGCACUUUGCGGCGAUUUGGUUCUUUUUGACGUUGGAAUUAUUGUCCAUACACACGUGCAGCAGUAAACUGACUAGUGGGUUGAAAAAUUUGCUAUAUGAUAAAUUUACUGUAGAAGGUUACGACAAACGAAUCAGACCGGUAAAACACCAGGGGUUAACCCUGGAUCUGGACAUUAGUCUUCGAUUCUCGGGCAUCAACUCCUUGGACGAAGUUAAAGGUGUUUUCACAACAUCUGGGUUUAUGGUUUUACAAUGGUAUGAUAGUUAUUUAUCCUGGGAUCCGCAGAGUUAUGAAAAUAUCACCGAGAUGUAUUUACCACAAAACGACAUUUGGAAACCAGAUUUGGUGUUAAAAAAUGGAUUAAAAUCGUUCAGCGAAAUGGGAGGAAAAUUUUAUUACGUAUAUGUAGAACAUACUGGACUAGUUAUUUGGUGGCCUUUUCAGGUGUUUGAGACCAAAUGCCCCAUUGAUAUCACAUACUUUCCUUUCGACAGACAGACUUGUAAUAUAACAUUGACGAUUUGGACACAUACUAUCUACGAAGUCAACAUUUCCAACAGCAACCAAGGACUGGACUUUUAUGAGUUUAUCCCAAGUAGCGUUUGGGCUAUAGACUCCUCGUCCCACAAUAUAAGGACUGGUUCUGGUGAGUCGGAAGUGACGUUUACCUUUAACCUGAGUAGAAAACCCGGAUUUUACAUUCUGAAUCUGAUACUACCCAUUCUUUUUCUGGGGAAACUCAAUCUCGUUGUAUUCCUGAUACCAACACAAAGCGAAGAAAAGGUUGCGUUCUCAAUUACUCUUUUCUUGUCUUUCGCUGUUUUCCUAAACGUUCUUGACUCCUCACUACCAGAAAAUUCAGACAAUACGUCUUUUCUCUGUUUGUAUCUUGUUUUAGAAUUAACCAUUGGCGUUAUCAUUCUCAUUAUAACAGCCAUACAAGUUCGAAUUUGUCAUAGAAAACCGUCUAUUCCCUUUAAUAGUUUUCAUCGUAAAAUAUUAAGGCUAUCAAGAUGUUCCACAUGCUGCAAAGGAUAUCGUGUCAACAAUGAGAAAGAUGUAAAUAAGUUGGAGAACAUCAAGGAACCGGAAGGAGUGAUCGAACCAGUAUCUUCCCCGGAAACUGACUGGACCGCUCUCUGCACGGCUAUUGAUAUCCUGGCUUUCCACACGAUGCUUGUUAUUCAGGUGCUUAUAGUGACCAUUCUUGCGAUUGCAACCUAUGUCAACAGAUAAUCGGAAGCACCGUUUAAUAG
This is a messenger RNA of Saccostrea echinata, 1259 nucleotides long. RefSeq names its product acetylcholine receptor subunit alpha-like. Bases 1 to 1239 code for a protein of 412 amino acids. Gene Ontology annotation, molecular function: extracellular ligand-gated monoatomic ion channel activity; transmembrane signaling receptor activity; neurotransmitter receptor activity. NCBI's taxonomy places the organism in Eukaryota, Metazoa, Mollusca, Bivalvia, Ostreida, Ostreidae. The transcript has a single exon. Gene Ontology annotation, biological process: monoatomic ion transmembrane transport; signal transduction; regulation of membrane potential. Gene Ontology annotation, cellular component: synapse; neuron projection; membrane. The record is from RefSeq and is a predicted model, not a curated record.